Phoenix dactylifera (date palm) is the source of this 643-nucleotide messenger RNA. The record is from RefSeq and is a predicted model, not a curated record. Lineage: Eukaryota; Viridiplantae; Streptophyta; Magnoliopsida; Arecales; Arecaceae.
CUUACCGUCGCGAGUCCUCACCUUUCCAUCCGCCAUGAGGCAAGUCUCCGUCUUCCUCGUGGCGAUAGCCUUGGCCUCCGCCGGUACCAUCGAAGCCAUGGGAGACAUCAUGGGAAUGGCUACCAUGGCGAAGGAAGAUCUCAAGGCAGCUGCACCGAGGAGAAGCCGCUUCCUGGCGGCGAGAGAUCCCAAGGGAAAGAAAUGUGACAUCGAUCCGCAAGUCUGUUUGAGCGCCACGACCCCGGGAUCAACCUGCUGCGAUAGCCAGUGCGUUGAUACGGACACCGACGCCUUCAACUGCGGCAAGUGCGGCGAGGUUUGCAAGUUCACACAAUCCUGCUGCGGCGGGAAGUGCGUGGACUUGGCAUUCGACAAGAGGCAUUGCGGGAAAUGCUUCAACAGCUGCAAGAGGCACUGCUUCUACGGGUUAUGCGAUUAUGCUUAAAAAAAACAAUACCUGCAACAUGAUCAUUUAUUCGUUCUGAAAGCAAUGAGGCUGUUCCUACGAUCGCUUGAAUUCUUUGUCGAGCUCCAUGUAAACUCAAAAACGCUGGAUACGUACAUGUAGUAUAUAUAUAUAUUCAUGUAUAUUUAACCAUUCCGAUGUACUUGAGAUUAUCUUAUAAAGCCUAAUAUACCACAU